AUGAGUCAGAGAAAAUCCGUAACUGGAAGGCCAUUGGGAACAGACGGCUCUGAUUUCUCCUACCGCAUGGUUGUCAACUCCAGAUAUCAAAAGGUUGCUGAAGGUAAAUCCCGCCUCUUGGCUUUGAUUUUAACUCAGGCUUUAGUUCGAAUUUUGGAAGCAGCAACUUUACUUUUACCUACUCCAAAGGGGGAAAUCGUUGAUAGAUUUUAUGCUGCUUCUAUCGUUAUUUGCUUUAUUUCUCUCUUUAUAGGAGAAUUCGGUCGAAAGCACAGCCGCAGUUUCUUUCUGAAGCUGUAUUUGUUUGGUUCAUCAAUUGCUGCUGUAACCUCAGUAGCUUUUCUCGUCAAGAGUGAAAAAUUAUUUGAGCUCAUCGAAGAUUUCAGUAAGUGGGAGACGAUGGCUAAGAUGUUCAAGGUUGCUGCUGUUCUACUAGAAGUAAUUGUGCAGAUAGUUACAAUUGGUGUGACCUCCUCUCUUAUGCACAAUAUGGCUCCUCCCAAGAGGGCUUCCUAA
This is a messenger RNA of Fraxinus pennsylvanica, 516 nucleotides long. Lineage: Eukaryota; Viridiplantae; Streptophyta; Magnoliopsida; Lamiales; Oleaceae. The record is from the annotation of a GenBank genome assembly.